Messenger RNA from Chara braunii, 1822 nucleotides. NCBI's taxonomy places the organism in Eukaryota, Viridiplantae, Streptophyta, Charophyceae, Charales, Characeae. The record is from the annotation of a GenBank genome assembly.
UUGCGGCUGUGUUUCUUUGUGAUCCGUUGUCGUCGGCAGUGCGGGUUGUCAGCGACACUGCGGGUAGAGGCUGUGGUUUGUGAUCCGUUGUCGUGAAUCACCGUCGCCAUCGCCAUCGCCAUGGCCGAGACUUGCCGCAUAUGCGCCAGCUUGGUGGCUGACAGUAUGGAAGGAAUGAUGGAGGCAAUUGCUCUCGCUAAAUCCGAGGGCGCCGAUAUGGUGGAGUUGAGGCUUGAUCUGAUCAAGGAUUUUAAGGGAGGGGAGGACUUGGCGCGCUUGCUCACCUCACGGCUGCUUCCAGCUAUCGUCACGUUCAGGCCCACAUGGGAGUAUGGACAGUAUGACGGUGACGAGGAGACAAGGCAACAGGUGUUACGGAGAGCAGUUGAGCUAGGCGCCGAUUUUAUUGAUGUGGAGUUGCAGGUGGCACAGUCAUUUGUAUGCAAGCAUCAAAGUUUGCUGGAGUCGUCUAGGCCGAAUACACGUGUGAUUGUUUCCUCUCACAAUUAUCAAUCAACGCCAUCGUCAGAGGAUCUUGCAACACUUGCCGCCAAAAUUAUCUCCACGGGGGCAGAUAUUGUGAAGAUUGCUGUUAUGGCCUCUACUAUUACUGACACCAGCAGAGUGUUCGAGCUUCUGUCGCACGCACAGGUCCCAACGAUUGCAUUGAGCAUGGGGGAGUAUGGUCUCAUAUCUCGGCUGCUGGCGCCAAAGUUCGGUGGGUUCCUAACGUUUGGCUGUCUGGGUCAGGGCAAGGAGUCAGCACCAGGUCAGCCAACAGUGACUGAGCUGGUAGACAUAUACAGGCUCAGAAGCCAGGGGAGAGAUACAAGGGUGUAUGGACUUAUUGGAAAGCCUGUCAGUCAGAGCAAAGGGCCUCUGAUUCAUAACGCAGCAAUGGAGAAAAACGGGUUCAAUGGAGUUUAUGUGCCAUUUCUGGUGGACAACGUGCCCGAAUUCCUGGACGUGUUUGGAUCGUCACCUGAUUUUGGUGGCUUCAGUGUCACUAUCCCGCAUAAGGAGGCGGCUAUGAGCUGCUGCUCCCAUGAAGUCGAUCCCAGUGUUCAGUCACUUGGAGCUCUGAACACUCUUGUUAAUAAAGGCCAGAAGCUGCUAGGGUACAAUACUGACUGGAACGCUGCGACCUCGGCAGUAGAGGAGGGUUUGAUUGAGCGAGAAAAACUCCGAAAAGGGAUCGAGAUUGACGGGAGCCGAGUAUUGGAAGGAAGGCUGGUUGUGGUGUUAGGAGCAGGAGGAGCAGGCAAAGGAUUGGUGUAUGGGGCCAAGACCCGCGGGGCACAUGUCGUCAUUGCCAACCGAAGUCAUGGGAGAGCUGUUGAGCUGGCGAUUCGUCAGGGUGCAAUCGCCGUACCGCUUAGUGAAGUUUGCGAGGACGGUGCAGUUGAGCGCUUGCUGGAGAAGGUCCGGGCACAGCAUAGCGACCUUCAGGACAAAGAACCGGUGCUGGUGAACACAACGUCCGUUGGAAUGGUACCCAACGUGGAGGAAACUCCGGUUCCUGUGGGGGCUCUCAAGGGUUACGGACUUGUUUUUGAUGCUAUAUACAACCCUUUGGAGACCCGAUUAUUGCGGGAGGCGAAGAGUGUAGGUGCGACCAUCGUCAGUGGCUUGGAGAUGUUCGUCCGUCAAGCAAAUGCGCAAUUUAACCUCUUCACAGGCGAACAAGAUCAGCACCACAGGCGUCCAUAUCAGCAGUUCUAGCACGAGGAGAAAAUCAGACAGCCGAGGAGCUGAGAGGAACGGGCUGGUUGGAACAAAAAGAGUCUAGUUUCGAGUAUCAGAGUAAACGAAGCAAUAGAUC